AUGGUACAGCUGAAAAAAGGUGGCUAUGAGGACAUUGUUAUUGCAAUUAACCCGCGUUUACCAGAAGAUGACAAGAUCAUUGAAAACAUACAGGUAAGAACGCUGGCGUUCAUCUGCAUGUCAUUCAGAGACACCAGAGUUUUUGUACAUGAAUGGGCUCAUCUUCGGUGGGGGGUGUUUGAUGAAUAUAAUUAUGAUGCACCGUUCUAUGCAUCUGAAGACUCUGGGGAAGCAAGGGCUGAAGCAACAAGGUGUUCAGCUAGUAUUGCUGGUCGAUAUAUAUACCAUAAUUGCCACGGAAACAGAUGCGCAACUAGGAAAUGCAACUACGAUGAAGCGACCAACCUGUUUGAACCUGGAUGUCAGUUUGUGCCAGAAAAACAACAAACUGCCUCAGCAUCUAUAAUGUACAUGCAAAGCUUACCUUCUGUGGUUAAAUUCUGCAAUAAACACAGUCAUAAUGAAAAAGCUCCAAAUAUGCAGAACAAAAUGUGUAACUACAAAAGCACAUGGGAAGUAAUUAUGAACUCUACUGACUUCAGCAAUGCCUUGCCAAUAGACAGCUCUCAUCCUCCAUCUGAGCCCUCUUUUGUACUGUUACAGGCCAAGGACAGAGUAAUCUGUCUAGUGCUGGAUGUUUCUGGGAGUAUGGAUGCUCAUAAUCGGAUUACACGGCUCCAUCAGGCUGCGAUGCAGAUUAUUGAAAUCGGUUCCUGGGCUGGAAUUGUCACUUUCUCAUUUUCAGCAACAGUUCAAACUAACCUACAAAAAAUAGUCAGUGAAAAUGUGCGCCAGGACCUUAUCAAAUACCUGCCUACAAGAGCUGAUGGAGGAACUAAGAUCUGUGCAGGCGUACGGCAAGGAUUUCAGGUGAUUAAGACAAAGUUCUCAAACACAGAUGGGUCUGAAAUUGUGUUGCUGACAGAUGGAGAAGACACUACUAUGAGCAAUUGCCUUGAGGAGGUGAGAAGGAGUGGAUCAGUCGUUCACACCAUUGCUUUAGGGCCACAGGCAGCCCCGGAACUAGAACAAUUUUCGAAAAUGACAGGAGGUUUGCAGUAUUCUGCUACAGACGCCCUGGAAUCCAGUAGUCUAAUUGAUGCAUUCAGUGGGAUUUCAUCAGGAAGUGGAAAUAUUUCUCAACAACCUAUUCAGCUUGAAAGCCAAGCUCUCCAAGUUGCAGUUAGUCAGUGGAUGAAUGGGUCAGUGAUUGUUGACAGCACUGUAGGAAAUGAUACCUUCUUCGUAGUUAUGUGCAGUGGGUCUUUACCAAGCAUUUUCCUCACAGACCCUAAAGGAAAACAGUAUAAAAAUAUUAACUUUACCACUAGUACUGCAAACCCCAGAACAGCUCGACUCACUAUAGCAGACACCGCAGAGUGGGGAAACUGGCAUUAUCAGAUUCAAAAUACAUAUACAGCCCCUCAAGUCAUAUCAAUGACAGUAACCACUCGAGCAGCAUCUUUGGAUGUGCCUCCAGUGACUGUGAGAGCUCACAUGAAUAAAGAUACAAACAGUGUUCCUAGUCCAAUGGUUAUUUAUGCAGAAGUUAGCCAAGGGUUCUUGCCUGUUCUUGGUGCAACUGUGAUAGCCACUGUUGAAACUCAGGCUGGAACUGCAGUAGAUCUGGAACUUUUUGACAAUGGCUCAGGUGCUGAUGUUGCCAAGAAUGAUGGAAUCUAUUCCAGGUUCUUCACAUCUUUACAGGCAAAUGGUAGAUACAACUUGAAAGUUUGUGUCCAUGGAAGAGAUAAAACUGUCAGAUUUGGCACGAGACAAAGUCGAGCCUUGUAUGUGCCAGGCUACAUAGAGAACGGUACAAUCCAAAUGAAUGCACCAAGACCUGAAGUUAAUAAUGAGGAAAUUCAGGCAAAACUAGGAAGCUUCAGCAGAACAGCAUCAGGAGGUUCUAUUGUAGUGAGUGGAGUGGAAGGAGGAUAUGCUGAUAUAUUUCCACCCUGUAAAAUUAUGGAUCUGGAGGCUCAUAUAGAAGAUGAAAGCAUUCACUUAUCAUGGACAGCUCCAGGGGGAGACCUUGACAUGGGACAAGACUCUUCAGUUCCUGGGUUUGCCGGCGCCAAAGAAUCAUUUCAAUUUAAACCAGAAAAUAUGACAGUAGAAAAUGGUACCAUAAUCUAUAUUGCAGUACGUGCCAUAGAUAAUGCCUCCUUGACCUCAGAACCAUCUAAUAUAGCACAAGCUGCCUUGUUUUUGCCUCCAAGAGGGCAUUUAGAGCCUGAACUGGGGAAGGCAUCCCCAAGAGACCCACAGGGUCAAGAAGAGGAGCGGAGGCAGCUCCGUGGGAGGUGGCAUCUCGAAGAAAAG
Messenger RNA from Alligator sinensis (Chinese alligator), 2325 nucleotides. Its product is annotated as calcium-activated chloride channel regulator 1-like. Gene Ontology annotation, molecular function: intracellularly calcium-gated chloride channel activity. The record is from RefSeq and is a predicted model, not a curated record. Lineage: Eukaryota; Metazoa; Chordata; Crocodylia; Alligatoridae.